Messenger RNA from Arachis ipaensis, 639 nucleotides. RefSeq lists its product as uncharacterized. Lineage: Eukaryota; Viridiplantae; Streptophyta; Magnoliopsida; Fabales; Fabaceae. The record is from RefSeq and is a predicted model, not a curated record. Gene Ontology annotation, molecular function: zinc ion binding; nucleic acid binding.
AUGUGGGCAAAAGCGGGAGGACUAGACUUGAUAGACCUGGGUAAUGACUACUUUGUAGUUAGGUUAUUCAAUGACGAGGACUGCUGCAACGUACUAGAAGGCGGAUCGUGGCUGAUCUACGACCACUAUCUAACCAUAAGAAAGUGGGUUCCAGAUUUUAGUCCAUUCUGCACCACUAUCAACAAGAUAGCAGCUUGGGUAAGACUCUCUGACCUGCUGAUCGAAUACUACGACAAGCGUUUUCUGGGAACAGUGGGAGACCAGAUUGGAAAGACGCUUAAAGUUGACAUGAACACAGCAAACCAGUCAAGAGGUAAAUUCGCGCGCCUCUGUGUAGAGCUAGACCUGACCAAGCCUCUAGAUGCAAAAUAUAUGAUAAAUGAUAAUACAUAUUUCAUUGAAUAUGAGGGUUUACAUAUGAUUUGUUUUAACUGUGGACGUUUUGGUCAUGUUAAUGAGGCAUGUACACAUGGAAACACUUCUGUAUUUAACCAUAACAAUGCAGAUGAGAACCAACAGCCAGGACAAGCAGCGGAGGAGCCCAUGGAAAGAAAUCAGAUGCAGAAAGAGGGGGAUGAGAAGAGUGGAGAAGACAAGUAUAAAAUAGUUAUUUCAAAAAAUGCCAAUCAUGGUGCCUAG